Messenger RNA from Lobosporangium transversale, 3837 nucleotides. RefSeq lists its product as hypothetical. The transcript has 3 exons. The coding region runs from base 78 to 3830 and encodes 1250 amino acids. Lineage: Eukaryota; Fungi; Mortierellomycota; Mortierellomycetes; Mortierellales; Mortierellaceae. Gene Ontology annotation, molecular function: protein binding. The record is from RefSeq and is a predicted model, not a curated record.
GUCCACAAUAGGCUGCUCCCUAUCGCUUUUUUUUAUUUUUUUUAUUUAUUUUUUUAUUUUAUUUUCCCCUUCUGUCAAUGGCUACUGCCUUUCACGCAAACGCCACUGCUUAUUCGAAACGGACGAUCCAUUCUCUCUUUCAUGACCCUGUGGGCUCUUCUGCCCUAUCAAAAACUAUUGUCUCUGAUACUUCUUUCCCCCAUUUAAAGUCCUCCAGUUCCCAACAAUCUUCUUCAAUGCCUUCGUCUGUUCCUUCUUCUCCUUCCUCCUGCUCUCCCGCGAGUACUCAUCGUACCUCUGCGCAUUCUGGACAUGCCUUGGCGACCCGUCCAAGAAAGUAUAUUGGACACUAUGAUAUUGCCGACAGAACAUUCCAACUUCUUUCUCGACAUCGCGCUGCGGCAUGCAUCCUGUUUUGGUCAUUGACCAUCCUACUGGACAUUCUAUUGCAGCUGCCUAUCGAAUGGUUCUUUCUAUUCUAUUUCAUCCUUGCGCUCGUAUUCCGCAUUUUCUUCAUUGGUGGUCAUAUCGUACUGAUCUCCAUCGGCGCCAUGUGCAUUUCCAACGCUAUAGUCUUUUAUACUGUCCCCUUCAGCUUCACCUCUCCUUUUGCUACAGGCGUAGCAUUCGGCUUGAUGGUCAGCUUAAUUCAUGGCCUCAAUCUCAAGGGCGUUAUCCUCGCCAUGACCAUGUAUAUGCUCAAACCCUACAUCGAACGACAAACUCUGAUCGCCUCUCUCAAUCCACCCGCUGUUCCCUCCAUCGUAUUUCUAGCCCCAUUAGCAUCUUUUUGCUCAGCAUUUGGUGUGCUUUGGUUAUUGUAUGAUCUCUUUGGAUAUCUUCAUGCCUCAACAGACGACCUACGGGACUUUUUUGGGAUCACCUUGCCAGCACCCUCCAUCGUCACGCUCAAAGAUGUCAAAGACAGGAGUAUCACCCUUAACUGGCAAUGCUCAUCUCAGGCAACCAUUUCAAAACAUCUAAUCGAAAUCGAUGGACUUAUCAUUGGUGAGAGUGGCAAGCAGGAGACCAGCGUCGUCAUCCAAGGUCUCUACCCUGACAAUACUUAUCGAAUACGGCUCUGGGCUAUCACCGCCCGUAAUUGGAAAACACCAAGUGAUUAUGUUGUUGUACGGACUCUUGCAUCCGUUCCUGUUGAACUUGAACUUAGCACAGCUGAAAAUGCGCGACGGGAAAGCGAAAUGAUUAAGCAGUUGAUAAAGGAGACCGAGCAUAUGCAAUUAAACAAAGAGAGAGAGCAGGAAGUAAUAGACACAACAACUGUGCAAAGACAGGACAGCUCUGCUGAGGGGAACAAAAAUACAUCCUCAUCCGGAAAAGACGGUGAUGGAUCUAAAACUUCUGCGACUCAGCCCUCUACUUUAGUAGAGGAUGGCCCUGCAGGAAGCCCGGCCACAGGAGUUACAGACGAACAAAUCGCUGCAUUGAGAAUACAACUUCAAGGAAAGGAGGCAGCCCAUGCACUACUCAUUCAACAACUCACUGACCUUGAAAAGCAGUAUAAACAGCAGGAAGAAAAAUUGAAGAAUGAAAUCUCUGCACUUCGGGAGCAACAAAAACUGGAGGAUGAGCCCCGACAACUGGCCAAAGCAAAACUGAAGGAGCUGCAAGAAAGUUUGCGAGAAGCAGAGGCUCACAAGAGUAAAAUUGAAAAGGAACAUCGAAUGGAAGUUGAGAAACGACAACGGGCUGCGGAGCAAUUGGAGGCUAAGCAUCGGAAGCUAGAGUCCUUGCAGCGGACAUUGAGACAAAGCGAGGAGAGGUUCCAAUCAGAAAAAAAAUCUCAUCGUCAGCAAAUGCACGACCUUGAGGCUGCUCUCAAGAAGCGAUCAGAGGAUGUCAAGGCUGCAGAGUCUUCUUUAAAGGCCAUGCAAGAGUCCCAAAAGGAGCUUUAUAAUACUAUUGAGGUCAAGGAGUUAGAGCUCCAAAAGUUGCAGGCGACUAUUCACUUACCAAAGGGUCAUCUCUCAUGGGAACAAAAGAGCAAGGAUCUGGACGUUCGCUGCACGCGUUUGACACAGCAGCUUGCACAGUAUAAAGCCGAAAAUCAACAACUUCAGGAACAACUUGCAGAGGCUUCCAAGAAUAUCAGCCAUGUGAAAUCAGCACGGGAAGCCCGCAGGGCGCAAGUGGAGGCAAGGAAGGCUGCUACAGCAGAAGCACAGUCUACGCAAAACUACUUGGAGCAGCAAAGUCAAGACACUAGAUCAACCUGGGUUAGAGCUAGCUGGAAUAAUAACCCUGGAAUACAGAUCCUGAACGGGCUAUUCCAGGAUGAUACAUUUUUAGGAGAUGCUAGAUCGACACCUGUGCGUAAGAUAACUGGUCCACCUCCUGGACUUCCAGCCAAGGCCAGCAACUCGUCUGAAUCAAUUAAAGCGAUGGAGUCCAGUGCUCCAGGAUAUGGGCGUUCGCGAAAGAAUUCUAUAACCCAAAACAGCUCAACAAGUCCUGGCUCUCCAUCGCGAUCCAAUGCUCAUGUUGGACAGCCGUUCGAAUCCCAACGAUACAGCAUGAGCCCUCGAGCUCGCUUCCAGGCCGUGGGACAGGUUCAUUCGCCGCCGAUUGCUCAUGGGCAACCUCAUUGGGGAGGACCACCCUCAUCGGGAGUUAAACCUGGAUCCAUUUCAGCCGGUGCCGGAAACAAACUAUCUUUGGCUGAACUUGAAUCCAAAGGCUCAUCCAACAUUGCAUCCAAUCAAUCAUACAAUUACCAUCGACUCUUCGGGACUCCUACGUCGAUGGAUAUGUCUUCAGGAAUGCUUUCAGAAGCUGGAAUGGCUAACGAGCAUCAGCUGAAUGAACAAACUGUAAUCAAAACAAUGUUCGAGGCGCCAGACACACUGGAUUUACGCCAUCCUCUGCGUACUGUUGGAAACCACUCCUCCUUAGUGGCACAGUCCAAGAUCCUUCCUUCACACCUCCGAUCAGCCUCCACUCCUGGGAUCCCUUCACCGCUUUCAUCUCCAAUUGCCACCACACUGCAGCCCUAUCAAUCAUCAUCGCCAUCUUGGGACCUCAAGCCCAUCGGUCGCCAUGGAACUCUGGAUCGAAUGCACAGUCAGGCUGAAGGAAGUUCCAGCUCACUUAACUACUCCGAUUCAUCCUCACCAACAUCGCCUCAUCUCUCUUCACUCAACCAGGUCGGACAAGGAUUUACACGCAAGUCACUGAUCAGGAAGUCUUCUGCAGAUCGAGGCUUUUGGCCAGGAUAUGACAGCGCAGAUGGUGGCUGGGCUCGAGGUCCAGAGGGCUCAUACAGCCCUAUGCUUCAUGGCACUCAUGAUCUUUGGGGUCAGAAUGAUGGACGGUUCAAGUCAGCUGCUCGACAUUCAGGCAUUUCAUCUGUACGGGAUGUCCAGAAUAUUGGAAUAGAGAGUCUGUUACCUAGCCCUAACGGCUCGUCUGUGUCUUCGCUAGACACUGGAACGCCUCUAUCUAUGGAUGCUAUCGCAUUUGCAGAUCAUUACUUUAGCAGUCGAAGCCAUCGUGGAUUCGAAGCCCCUUCAUCUCUAUCUUCCGCAGCGUUCUCCAGUGCAACCAUCAAACAGCCCAUGAUGACGGAUAAUUCUAUCAACUUGAGCGGUGCAGGAGCAGGAGGAGGAGGGGGAGGAUCUUCAGCUUCAUCCAGACUUGUAAGUGGUGGCGGUAUUGGUCCGAUAAAUACUUUGUCUGCUUUGGAUCCAACUACCAAUGUUAGUGGAAAUGAUGAGACGGACAUAUUCGGAUACGGUCUCAAACUAAACCCUUUUGGAUGGACAAUUCCAACAGAAAAUUAUAACGAUCAGGAUAUUCAAGCCAAGGAAUAAACAGAUG